AAACCACUUGGCCCCAAACACCAUAUAGUGCAUGCCUUUGCCUGCUGCCUUUUCUUUUCUUUUAUUUAUUUACUUAUUCAUUUUUGGCUGCCUGGGGUCUUCGUUGCUGCAUGUGGGUUUUCUCCAGUUGCGGAGAGCGGGGGCUACUCGUUGUUGCGGUGCGCUCGGGCUCUAGGCGUGGGGCUUCAGUAGUGGCGCAGGAGAUUUGGUGCUCCGCGGCACGUGGGGUCUUCCCUGACCAGGUCUCGAACCUGUGUCCCCUGCAUUGGCAGGCGGAUUCUUAACCACUGUGCCACCUAGGAAGCCCCUUCCUGCCUUCUUAAGAAAGUUAAGGCUAAGCUGGUGAGCCAGACCUGUAACAAGACUUUGGAAUUUCCCUGCAUAGAGACUAGAUCAGGAUUUUUUUAAGUCGGAAACUAAUUUGAGUUCACUUCAGAAUUCCUUAUUUGGUGCACAAGUCUGGCUAUUCAACAGAGAUUUCAGCUUUGCAAGUGAGUUCGAGUUGAUUUCUUCCCUUGGAAACUGCUAGUUGGUGGUGGUCAGCAGAAGUCUCAACAUAGACAUAGGUGAGGAAGGUUCUUGCUGAGACUCAACCCCAAGAAAACCCCAAAGGAGCACCCUGAGAACUGAUUUCAGGAUGCAGCUGCAGGGGCGAAGAAGUGCUUUUAACACCAACAAAUGCUGCCCUUUGACCAACAGAUGCAGGAGGAGUCUUCUUCCAAAUACUGCAGCCCUUGAGGUGAGAAUCUGGCUUCUAAGAGGGCAACUUCCUCUCCUGCUGCUGUGCUCAAGUCUGCAGAGACCCACGGUCGCAGUUAAAAUUGACUUUGACUUGGCACCCGGUUCCUUUGAUGAUCAGUACCAAGGCUGCAGCCAACAAGUCAUGGAGGACCUGAUUCAAGGGGAUUAUUUUACGAAAGAACUAGAAUCUCGUAGGAAUUACCACAGGGUCUGGCAACGUGCACACUUAGACUGGUUGACACAAGGAAAAGCUCUCCCUGAGAACAUGACUGUUACACAUGCUGUGGCCAUCUUGGUUUAUUCGUCGAACGGCAGUGUUCGUUCAGACUUCUCCAGAGCCAUGGCCAGUGCUGCUGGGUCUCCCCAGCAAUAUAAACAUUCAUUCCAUUUCAAAUAUCUACACUACUACCUGACCACGGCAAUCCAGCUGCUGAGGAAAGAGAUUGUCACAAGGAAUGACUCUCUGUGUUAUGAGGUGCACCAUGAGGUGAAGGGCGUUUACUUGGAAGCCCCCAUGAGUGCCACCAUUCGCUUUGGCCAAUUCCUCUCCACCUCUUUCCUGAGAGAAGAGGCACAGAAGUUUGGGGACCAAACUCUAUUUACCAUAUUGACCUGCCUGGGGGCACCUGUACAAGACUUCUCUCUCAAAAAGGAGGUCCUGGUCCCUCCGUAUGAGCUGUUUGAAGUUGUAAAUAUGAGCUACCACCCAAGAGGAAAUUGGUUGCAAUUGCAGUCAACUGGGACCCAGAGUGCGUAUAACUGUCAGCUGCUAAAAGGAACUGGGAUAGGAGGACCCAGGCGAUACAAAAUGAAUAAAGCAAAAUUACUAUCCUAAGGAGGAUUUUUAGUCUAAUGAGAAGUGGAAAUAUGAACAAGUGUCUACACACAAAAGCACUAAGUAUACACCAGACGUUUAAGCAAUGGUUAUGGUUGCUCGGUGAAGGAAGACGCUCGUUCUCUCUGGGGAAAGUGAGAAGCCUUCACAAUAGGAGACCACGUGGGACUUGAAGUAGGAAUGGGGGUUUUCAAUGAAAAAAGAGAGAAAAAGUCAUUUCAAGCAGAAAAAGCAUAUACUGAAUCACAGAGAUUUCAAACAGCCUGGUAUCUUCAGGGAAAUUUUGAAAUUCUGGAUGGCUGGAAUGUAGGGUGUGUAGGACAGAGGAAGAGGCCAAGAGUAGAAAGGAAGUAGGACACUGAUAGGGGCUGGAGAGUUCUGAUGGGGCCAGAUUGCUUAAAAAAAAACUCUUGUAUUCCAUGCCAAGGACUUUCAAACUUCAUGCUGUAAGUAGUGAGAAACCAUUAGAAGUCUAUAAGGAAUGGAGUAUCAAUCAGAUCAGUGUUGUAGCAAGAGCUUUGAUGAUAUUGUGAAAAAUGAACCAAAGCAGGAGAAAUUAGAGUUAUCACAAUAAAAAUACGUGUUAGUCUCUUUUAGAAAAACAUGUGGCUGAUUCCAUUUUAUCUUUGUAUGUUGCCAGCCACAGUCGUUUGACGGAGCAAAUGCUGUGCAAAUUCGAUAGCAGAUGCCGUACCCUGUUUGAUCCAGAAAGAGGAAGACUGUCCUUAUCCACAUGCGCAUUCGUUUACACUCAAAGUCAACUGCAACCCAGCUACAGGGUCUACCUUUGAAAUAUUCCCGAAUCUUCCUCUACUCCAUCAUCACUGCUGCUGUUAAUAAUUCAGCCUGU
This is a messenger RNA of Orcinus orca (killer whale), 2426 nucleotides long. RefSeq names its product ADP-ribosyltransferase 4 (inactive) (Dombrock blood group) (gene ART4). The transcript has 3 exons. Gene Ontology annotation, molecular function: NAD+-protein-arginine ADP-ribosyltransferase activity; NAD+ poly-ADP-ribosyltransferase activity. The record is from RefSeq and is a predicted model, not a curated record. NCBI's taxonomy places the organism in Eukaryota, Metazoa, Chordata, Mammalia, Artiodactyla, Delphinidae. Bases 638 to 1576 code for a protein of 312 amino acids.